This is a messenger RNA of Echinococcus granulosus, 3312 nucleotides long. Its product is annotated as CAP-Gly domain-containing linker protein. The coding region runs from base 1 to 3312 and encodes 1103 amino acids. Lineage: Eukaryota; Metazoa; Platyhelminthes; Cestoda; Cyclophyllidea; Taeniidae. The transcript has 22 exons. The record is from RefSeq and is a predicted model, not a curated record.
AUGUCUUCGACAGAUACGAAUGUGCCGAAUGAUUCCAAAUUUUACCAGUUUUCUAUUGGUGAUAUGGUUUACGUUGGUAAUCAUGUCGAUCGUGUUGGUACAAUUGCCUUUAUUGGAAAUACGGAGUUCGCCCAAGGCGAGUGGAUAGGGAUAAAAUUGCAAGCUCCUAAUGGAAAAAAUGAUGGCAGUGUCAAUAAUAUAAGGUAUUUUGAAUGCGAGCCGCGUCAUGGCCUCUUUACUCGCCGCAGUUUUCUCAAGCCCGUCUCAGAAAUCCCCGCCACCACAACGGCACGACGUAUCAGUGGGGCGUCCAUGGGGCCGGUGUCGUCUCCAGUGCCGGAUGGUUCGACCGGCUCCUUGCAGGUGGGCAACCGUGUGCAGGUCUCAGGCAGCCGCGUGGGCACCGUUCGUUUCAUUGGACCCACCGAUUUCGCAGCCGGUGAGUGGGUCGGCAUCGAACUAGAUGAACCCCUUGGCAAAAACGAUGGCACAGUCAUGGGACGCAGAUACUUUACUUGCAAACCUAAUCAUGGACUUUUCUCGGCGGCAUCCAAGAUAACCCCAUUUACUGGUAAAACCUCAUCACGGCCAUUGAGAAAAGCCGGAAGUCGAGAAUCAUUACUGUCAGUGGGGUCAAACUUCAGUUCUGUUUCCCGACAGAGAAAUAGACCAUGCACGCAGGUCCGUACAACGCCAGGUCAAGGAUCUUUUGGCGGUCCCAGUGUGCACGCUUUGGAGGUAAGCGAAACUACCCCAUUUUACCCACCUUUCUGCAAUGCUGAAGUUAAUGGAUCAUUGCUCUCUAAUACCGUAGCCACCUUUCUCAUUUCAGAGAAAUGGAAAUGUAGCGCCAAGAAAGGUUCCAUACAUAUCCUAGAAUUUGCACCUCUUUGUAGUGUUGUUAAGGAAAAGGAAGCGCAUAUCGAACAGCUAAUGCAGGAGUUUGAAAUGGAAAGGACAGAAUUGGCCAAAGUUACUACGGAGCGGGAAAUGUUUGAAAUGGAAGCUGCUGGACAACGCAACUUAAUUGGGCAACUUCAGAGCCAGAUAGAGGAGCUUCAGGCGGCUGCUAUGCAUCUUUCUGAGGAGAACUGCAAGCUCAAGGAGCGAGUUCACGACGAAAUCAAAAAAUCGGAAGAACUUCAGUUUCGUCUUGAGGAGGAGGCAAUAGAAAAAACAACACUGGAGAACCAGAAGUCAGACGUGGAGGAGCGCAUAUUCGAGUUAGAGGAGGCCCUGGCGGUAGCCAAAGAGACCAACGAGCGCAUGGAAUGCCAGUUGAAAGAAAAAAAUGCUCUGUUGCCAAAACCACCGACGACUAUGGCGACUAGCAACUCGUCAGCCGAGGGCGCCCGACUGGCCGCAGCUGAGGCGCGGAUCGCCGAACUGGUGGCAACUCUGGUGAAGAUGCAAGAGGAACAACUCAGCGCGGAUACUAAAGAGCAGGUGUCCACGAAGGAUGCUGAAAUACAGCAACUGCAAGCACAACUUUCCAGUGUACAGGCCUCCCUUUUGAAAGCUGAGCAGGAACUCGCUGAAAAGGCCCCGAAAGAUGGAGGGACAAGCGAAAGGUUGAAUGUGUCUAGAGCGGUUGAGGAAGAAUUGAACUCUGCUUUGAACCAGCAAAGGAUCCUUCUCUCCGUCGAGGAAGAGCGAUUAAAGAGUGAGGAGGUAAACACUCUUGUCAGUCAGCUCGCCCAGGCUGAAGGUAAACUGGCUACGAUGGGUGCCAAGGUGGCGGAUUUGGAGAAACAGAUCGUUGAGCUCGAAGCGACAAAAGCCGAGCUUAAUGAUGCGCAAAAGGCCAACGUAUCGUCCCUCUUGCAAUCCCUUCAUCCGGACGCCCUCCUCAACGAACUACAGACGCGUAUUGCGAAGGCGAAGGAGAAUGCCUCCGAGGAGUCUGACAAGUGGGCUAAACGCCUCCUCGGGCUGGCGGAGGAAUUUAGGAAGCUGAAGGGACUGGAGCGAGAGCCCGACGAGGCGACAGCCGAGGCUCUUCAGAAGAUGAGCAUCAAGCUCCUUGAGGCUGAGGCUGAACUCGCUCAAAAAGAAUCUGCUUCGAUGGAGCAGGUGGCCACUCUUACCGAAGCCCAGCUGAACCUGCAGGAGGCCCAGGAUACGUCACCUACGCAGGUGCUAAUCACCGAGGAGCUGCGCAAGCGCCUUGAGGUGCUUGAGGCUGAGCGCUGCCAUUUGGCCACUGCCCUCUCCGAGCAGCAACAGGAAGUCAUUCUGCUGCAAAAGACCCUGAAUGAGAGGGGCGCCGAGACGGAGACUUAUGCACAGAAUGUAGUCAGGUUAGAGAACGAACUGAACACCGUCGUGGGUGAGCGGGAUAGGAAACUGAAUGAACUCAAGGCCGCUGUUGGCUCCAAAGAAGGCUUAGGGCUUACUGACGAGGAACUUCUUCAACGCGUCGCGCACCUGCGACUACACAAUGAAGAACUGGAAAGACAAUAUGCUGCAUCUGAGGCUCGCGUGAAGUCGUUGACCUCUCAGCAUUCUCAGGUCGAAGAGGAAUAUCAAGCUCUCAAGAAAUCGACCACCUCGAUGUCCUCGAUUGAUGAACGAGUAUCGGCAAUGCAACGUGCUUUGGAUGAAGCCAAUUAUCGUGUUGAGUUGGCCGAGCAGUCUUCGGCAACAGCUCUCCAACAACUGGAGUCCAAAAAUCUGGAACUCCAAUCCCUGCAACAACGGCUUCUCAAAUUAGCCAAAGAUCAUGAGGAGUUUCAAGACAAGCAGAUGCAACUUGUCACCGGCCUCGAAACUGAGAAGAGGAUUUGCGUGGAACGCAUGAAGAGAGCUGAGAAAAAAGUGGAGCGUUUUGAAAAAGAGUCUCAAGCGAAGUCGUUCCAAAAUCCAGCAUCGCCACCUUCCAUGUCGAAUGGUCGUGGGACCCCUCGCACACUGACAGGUGGAUCUACCGCUUAUGACAGUUACGACAGCCAAGUGAAUUUUCUCAACUCCAUCAUUAUCGAUCUGCAUGCGAAAAACGCCGAUCUAGAGCAGCGGCUUCGCAACGCCAUCGAACAUCCUGGUGGAGUUGGCACCGGUGAAAAGUUGGGGGCGAAGGAGGAGGCGCGGAAGCAUGCGGCGAAGAUGCGUUACUGGUGUGACAAUUGCGAAGUCUUCGACUUUCAUGACACCGAGCAGUGUCAGCACGAGCCCACGGUCGCGCGGCGAAGCGCGGUGCACAAACUAGCUCGCCACGUUGGACCUUCGAGCGACAGGGUGUAUUGCGAAAACUGUGGCGUUUUCGAUCGGCACACCACUGCCGAAUGCACCGAGGAUCCUCAGGAGACGUUCUAA